CCUCCCCCUCCCUCCCGCCCUCCUCUUCCCUUCCCCCACCACCACCGCCGCCGCCGCUGUCACUGGAGCCCGUACCUGCCCUCUCUCUGCGCUACAUAAGCUCUACGCAUGCGAAGUGACUCUCCCUCUUAUUCGGUGUAAGCAGGACAUAAAGGGUGACAUAGCGCAGCCUGAAACCAUCAUGGAUGAUCAUGAAUUCUCCACCGGAAGCUCUGGGGCCUCCAAAACCUUCCCCAUGCAGUGCUCCUCCCUGAGGAAGAACGGCUAUGUCAUGCUGAAAGGAAAUCCCUGCAAGAUCGUUGACAUGUCUACCUCCAAGACUGGCAAGCAUGGGCACGCUAAGGUUCACCUCGUUGGAAUCGACAUCUUUACUCAGAAGAAGUAUGAAGAUAUCUGCCCAUCUACCCAUAACAUGGAUGUCCCACGUGUUAAUAGGUUGGAAUACCAGGUAAUUGGUCUCUUAGACGGUUUCUUGUCCCUAAUGAAUGAAAAUGGAGACACCAGAGAUGAUCUGAAAGUGCCAGAUAAUGAACUGGGCAAAGAAAUUGAGACCAAGGUCGAGGCUGGAGACGACAUUUUGGUCACUGUGUUGAGUUGUCUAGAGCAUGAGCACGUAAUUGGCCUUAAGAUGAUGAAUAUAAAAUAAGUCGAGGACAUCACCGGAAACCGUGCAUUCUUAUCCUCCAUUAUGGUUUUCAAGCCUCACCAAAGCUACUGGCCUUCACCCCACAUCUCCUCCGGUUUUCCUGAUGGUCAAGUGAAAUCCAGAUUCCUGGACUGGCUCAGCUUCUUCAGCUGCACCUCAGGCUCAGGGCUGACUGGCAUUCUCUACAAUCAAUGACGUUAUCCACCCUCAGCCAUCACAGCUUAACUCUGCGGGUACUAAUAUUAUUCCAAGAAUUCCCUAUAAUGUCCCAGCAAUUAAUACACAUUCCUUUUUAUAAUAUGUGUGAUAUGCUUCCCCCCCAUGUGUGCAUUAUUUCAAACCAUUCCCAGUGUGUGUAACUUCAAAUCAUUCUACAAUUUUUGAGUUGGAUAUGAACAUGUAUUUAAACCCUCAUUUACAAUUACGAUGCUCCCUUAAAUUUAUUUCUCUGCUGACAUCACAGCUCAAGCAAGCGCCAACCCUGCACAAGUCGAGAGAACUGCAAAACAUAACUUGGCGGACGGCCAGAAUGUGUCUGUCAUGCCUUUUGAUUACAAACACAUUUACAUGCAAACUCACAAAUGACUUGUAUAAACAUGCCAUAGCCAUUAUAAAUUCAUGUAAACCGCUUCAUUUAAUCGACUCUUUUCAACUGCAUUGAGCGGGGUCUCAAUAAGACCUUUUCUAGCAGGGGACUCCGCUGUCCCAGCCGUUCUGAAGCCGAACAGGCCCAGACAAGGGGUGGGGCGGGGCCAUUUUCUCUUGUGCUUUGAAACCUUUUCCUUCCACUUGAGGCCUUUUUUUUCUUUCUUUCUUUUAUGCGAUUGACAAAUGUAUAGAAACUUAUUUUGAAAGAACAAAUCACUGAAGGCCUUUACUAUUGUAGUCUUGAAGCUAUUUUUCUUGACGCUCAACUUAACAAAAUAAACCGUAUUCGUCCUAUAUGGUGUAGCCGAGUCUAGAUGACAAGUGUCCUGCAGGUCAUCCGUGUCCUGUUGUGAUCCGAGACAUUGGUGUCCAAGAACAGAACAGAGGAGUGUUACCAUUGAGCUAUUUUCUGGGUUGCAGGUGGGGAAGUGGGACUAAGAUAGUUGUUGAAAGUAGAUUUUGGGGGUGGUAGCAGUUUAGUGGGGAUUUAUGAGUUUUUUUUGUUGGGUUUUUUUUUUUUAUUCUUGUGCUCUGAAAAGAAAAUGAGCUUACGGAUUUUUUUUGAAAUCACGCUGAAUCGGUUCUUAUUCUCUAGGUUUACGUCCACACAAAAAUGACUUGUAGGCAUUGGUAAUGGCAAGAAUCUGAAUGUGUUUGCAUGCACUUUCAUUAAUGUGUUUGCUUCGGAACCCGCACUUAUCUACAGGCAACCUCCUACCAUAACAGUAAAACUAAGUGGCAUAUUUUAUAUGCUUUAUCAUUAUAUCUGAUUGCUGCAGAGCACCCCCCCCCCCCCCCCCCCCAUGGUGCCGUUAGGGGAAGGCUAAAGAAUACUACUUAUUUGCGGCAGACCUGUUUAUCUCAGUGUAAGUUAAGCCUUGACUUUCAGUUGCAACGACGCACUGUUGAGUAAUGACCUUUUCUGCCGUCUGCACUUCUGUCACAGCAAUACCAAAUUCAAGUUUUUGUUGACAAACCUCUGCUCUUCUAUUAAAAAAAAAACCAACCCCUGAUUGUGAUUUAGUUGCGCACGGUGAAGAAAUUUAAUUUCUCUUGCAGAAAUCCUCUCAACCCUUGACACACUGUAGGGGAAGUGUUUACAUGACGUUCAUGACAUCAGGUCACUUCUAAAAUUGGAGAAUAAUCAAAUGACUUGAUGCUUGUAACCACACUGUAGUAUUUACAUAUGACGUUAUUCUCUUUUAGUUUUCAAGUUGUCCUUAGUACAACGGCAGCCGGUCUGUUAUUUUUUGUCCUGACUGUAGUCCACCAUAAGUAUCUUCACCAAAGUGAUCCGCCGCGUCGUAUUUUGGAUUAAGUCCUACGAUGUUUUUCCUAAUCAUUCCGGUCUUGUUCAUGUGUGUGUUUGGUAUUCUCCCAAAAUUUCAUCUUGAGGGCUGUGUGGCAUUACAACAGUGGGUUCCAACUCUGGAUGUUUCCUCCUGGUCAUCUAGAUUAUGAUCAAAACAGCCCAACGGCAGUUCUCUGCAUCUGCACGGAGCCACAUGACUGAAGUCAAUGUACUUGAGGUACAUUUCAUGUAGAGAAUCCACAUCUUGAAGUUUAAACCUUAAGACUAGGCAACGGCUCCUCUAAAUUCAGCAGUGCAGUAGAGACGUGUCGCGUUGGCUAAUGAGUGGACGUUGGAGGCGACUCGGAAGUCCUCUUAAAGCUUCAGGCUGCAGCGCCUCAACCCGAUCGUGUCGGGGUAGAUACUCGAAUUGAGUUACUUUUAGAAAGUAAUGCCUUGCUUCACUUAAUUACUCCGUGACAUUGCCUGCGCUGUCACUUAAAUAUAAAUUAACAAGAUAAAGUUAAACCUUUAAUCAGCACAAAUCCACGUUCUAAUGAGGAUUAGAAAGGAAGACAGACACGACAUCUCUACGACAAAGCUGAAAUAUGUGUUGGGACUCUAGAACAAGGCCACGGAGCCGGUAGAUUCAAAAUAAAAUUCUGCUUUUGUUUCUGUCCAGGGCACAGUUUUAUGAACUUGAGCCAAAGUCACAGUCGCUUCACAGGAGGUCAGGCGAGUGCACGCAGGAAAAGGGACGUUUGAUUUAGUUUUUCUGUCCUGCAGAUAAAGAACUUAAAAAGUAAUUAGAUAAUUGUUCGAUUCGUUACUGUAAUCCAAUUACUGGAGCAACAACAUUACCGUUACAGAAAUCGGAUUACACUAAUGCAUUACUUUGUGAUGCCUUGACACCCAACACCGUCUACGACUGAGGUCGGAUGCAGGAAAGCAGGCUCCUCGCUCAGUCCCAGUUCUCUCCAGGCAGUGAGCCGCUCCGGCCUCUGACACGUAGCACAACGAAUCCCCCACCAUGCAUCUGGUCAAACGACCCCUCUACCUUUUAACUGUCUUACAGGCGUGUCUCCCGCGUGGAGACGGGUAAUACAUAGGACUGACCUCUGAUUUCCACUCAAAAAUGUUUACGCUGUAAAGGGACGACGGCUCGGUCACGCGCCGGGAUACGGCUGAAAAACGAUUUGAUGUCAGUGUCGCGAGGUCAGAUUUUCUCAGGGCUUCAAACCAAGUGUUAGGAAAUCUGUUACGUUCACGUCGUCUGUGGUGAGGAUUAUCAGAUAGUUGUGUUGGUUUUUUAAUUUUCCAUUCGUUUCUCUCAAGCCCGUAUUAUUAUGGUGUCGGUGAAUUUCUUAUUAUUUUACCUUUUCUCUCUCUCUACAUUUUCACCCUGUCAUUAUCUCUGCUGCUUCACUAUUCUUGCGAGAAACAGUGGCUUCUUUCUGUUUUACACCACAGGUACAGUGUGUUAUGUUAAAAUGGUGGAUAGGUGAAUUCGUCUAGUAUCCUCUAUGUUCGUUGUGUUUUCCGAGGAAGGGUGGUGAUGGUGGUGGGUGGUUAUCGUCUGAAAACAGCUUCCGGGGGGAAUCUUGACUUUGAACCUCUCCUCGGAACAUAAAGAUACGGAGACUUUUCUCUUCCCUUUUUCUAACAAAUCUAUUGCUGCUGUCUCAAUAAUCACAACUGUCUUGUUUUUUAUUGUGUAGGCAAAAUAAAGUUAACGGCUACAAGAAA
Scophthalmus maximus (turbot) is the source of this 4331-nucleotide messenger RNA. RefSeq names its product eukaryotic translation initiation factor 5A-1. Bases 182 to 646 code for a protein of 154 amino acids. Gene Ontology annotation, molecular function: ribosome binding; translation elongation factor activity; RNA binding. Gene Ontology annotation, biological process: positive regulation of translational elongation; positive regulation of translational termination. The record is from RefSeq and is a predicted model, not a curated record. The transcript is spliced from 5 exons. NCBI's taxonomy places the organism in Eukaryota, Metazoa, Chordata, Actinopteri, Pleuronectiformes, Scophthalmidae.